Messenger RNA from Bradysia coprophila, 1429 nucleotides. RefSeq lists its product as uncharacterized. The record is from RefSeq and is a predicted model, not a curated record. NCBI's taxonomy places the organism in Eukaryota, Metazoa, Arthropoda, Insecta, Diptera, Sciaridae.
CAAGAUUUAGUCAGUGUUUUGGCUGCAACGACGCGAUAAUGAAGUCACUCACAUUUGUUUUAUCAACGAUGUUAACGUUCUGCCUAUCGCCAACGUUACAAAACGAAGCAACAAGAAAUUAUGACUUGGCACCGCUAUAUCUCAUACCCCCGAACUUCCUCACUACAUCCAUCACAGAAUUAAGAAAUUUUAUCGGGAGAAACGGAUACAAAGAGAAAAAUACGUUGGGCUUCGUAGCAAGGAGUAGCUACGAUUGUAACGGAGAAGCUCGUCUGACACCUGUAUACCGUUUCGAAAACAAUAUGAGUCACCCUCCGGUGUACAUUUUGUCGACCAAUCAAAGUCCACCUAACGAAACCACAUUACCGUACGAGUCGGAUGGUAUUGCAUUCUACGUUUCAGCUACGGCGAAUGAGCGCUGCGGACCGACUGUACCGUUGCACAGCUAUUUGGUUCAGUCUCAUUAUUAUGUUUAUACGACGGAUAAAGUGAGUGCGGAUAUGGUGUUAGUUGAAGUGGAAGGUGGAACAUACAAAGGAAUUGUUUGUCAUAUUUGGCUAAGCGAUAAGCCACCAGUGCCAGAACCGACCACCACAGUUCCAACCACUACAACAAGACCAACCGCAACAGAACCAACCACGACAAGACCGACAACAACAGUCCCAACCACAACAGAACCAACCACGACAAGAUCGACCACAACAAGACGAACCACAACAGAACCAACCACGACAAGGCGAACCACAAUAAGACGAACCACAGCAGAACCAACCACAACAAGACCGACCACAACAAGACGAACCACAACAACAACAAGGGCACCACCGCCACCACCACCAAAUUGUCCAGUAAACCAAGUGCAACUUUUGCGACUGUACGGACCAGCAACAAUGGACCAUUUCUACACAACUUCAGAGCCAGAAGCUCAAAACGCUUCAGGCUACGGUCGAGAGACAUCACCUGGUAAAGUAGUGACAUCAGCAACAGAUUGCUCUUGCGGAAACGAAUUCGUUCCCAUUUAUCGGUUACGCAAAACUUUCUUUAAUUUGGUAUUGGAUCAUUUUUAUACGAACAGUGACUACGAAGCUAAUAACGCCGCUGGAUACAAUCGUGAUGGUAUCGGAUUCUACUGCUCUCCAACUAAAGAUCUUUGUGGAGCAUCGAUUCCACUGUAUAGAUAUUGGCGGGUCUUUUUUACCGAUCACUUUUACACUUCCGACAUUGAAGAGGGGAACAAAAAUGUUAUACCGUUCGGUGGUAAAUACGAGGGAAUCAUGUGCUACAUUUGGCCAUAGAUGCACGUUUCGUGUUUUAAGCAAAGAUCUUGUUUUUAUUCAAUUCGAGUUCUAGCCAUAGAGCUACACUUGAGAGUUGUCGCCUGUGUGGACAUACCUAUACAUGAUAUAUCCAAUUAUAACACUUAAUAGUU